GUAGGACACCCUGCAAAGUGAGGGGACAACCGAACCAAUCACAGAUCACAACACGUGUGAUUUAUAAUGUUUAUUCUGCAAUAUAACAAACGUCAAGAGGUUAUUCAAAAAAUAUUUCUUUGUUGUUAAACUUAAUCUAUGUUAUAGUGUUUACUUUUACUGUAUGUGUGAAGGCUAGUUUGAAGUGAAGAAAAUGUCUGAUUAUUCUUCGGACAAUGAUGAUGAUUGUGGUCUUCUCAAGAAAGCAAUAGAUGUAAAAUUACCUGAAAAUUUCGAUCCAAAUUCUAUUCCUCAAGAUGGUUUUGAAUAUCUUCAUCAUGUAAUAUAUGAAAGAAAUAACUGUGAGGAAUGGGUAGCUUCCAAUAUAGAUACCAGCAAAUUCAAAAGCAACCAAACCUAUCAAAUAUCGUUGGAGUCCACAGGUAAAAGUAUCCCAGAAAGGUUCAUACCUUCAAAAGAAUGGCAAAUUCGUAAACUAGAUGAUUUCAAAUCGUUUAAAAAUUUUGUGGAUAAACAAAAGCUACCUGAACCAUCUUUAUAUGUUGGCAAAUUUAGUGAGGAAGAUUUCAAAAAGAAGCUUCAGACCGAAACUCCAGUUUUUUCAGAAUUUGUUCAAUACUCUCAAGCUGUAAAAAUAAGAAUGUUGGAAAUAAUUUCGAAGUACUUGAAUUCUUUGGAUCGAGGUAGAAGUAUAGAAGACAACAUUGGGACAUGGAUUUUUGCUAUUUUAGUGAUGUUGGAAAUUCCGUUGAGUCCAAGUUGUUGUUAUGUUAUAAGGAAAUUCACAAGAAGUUGCUUGGAUAUUCGAGCAGAACUUCCAGAUGAUGCUGAUGAAAAGUUGUUGAAUCCUCUAAAUUUCAGUAUAUGUAUUUGUAGUAGGUACUUUCGCCAAUUAGAUCUAUCCGACUGAUCCAAUAUUUUUUGUUGAGUCAAAAAUAUAUAAAUUUUAAUACACUCAUUAAAA
This is a messenger RNA of Leptinotarsa decemlineata (Colorado potato beetle), 964 nucleotides long. It is a transcript of the gene Gem2, whose product is annotated as Gemin 2. Gene Ontology annotation, biological process: spliceosomal complex assembly; spliceosomal snRNP assembly. The record is from RefSeq and is a predicted model, not a curated record. Lineage: Eukaryota; Metazoa; Arthropoda; Insecta; Coleoptera; Chrysomelidae. Gene Ontology annotation, cellular component: nucleus; SMN complex; spliceosomal complex.